This is a messenger RNA of Colius striatus (speckled mousebird), 1802 nucleotides long. Its product is annotated as feather keratin Cos2-2-like. The record is from RefSeq and is a predicted model, not a curated record. Gene Ontology annotation, molecular function: structural constituent of cytoskeleton. The transcript has 3 exons. NCBI's taxonomy places the organism in Eukaryota, Metazoa, Chordata, Aves, Coliiformes, Coliidae. Bases 1169 to 1615 code for a protein of 148 amino acids. Gene Ontology annotation, cellular component: intermediate filament.
GAGGCAGAAGGUGCCAACGCCGACCCCGAGGCGGGGAGCGUGCGCGCCGGGAGCCCCGCGGGAGCAGCCGCCGAGCGGCUGAGCGAGCAGAGGAGCAGCCUCCCGUUGUGUGAACUUCUACAGACACGAUGGGCCGUGCACAACAGCCCCCUUUGCUGUCCCGGCUGCAGGUCGUGCUCGGUGUGCUGAGCCGGCGUACCCGCAGGGCGCCGGCCGGGGCCUGUGCAGAGCUGUGCCGGCCCAGCACCCAACGCUGCCUCCCGUGCUGCGCUUGUACAACGUCUUGUCCAGUACGUUUUGUCCCUCUAUUUGGUCAUUCUGCCCGGGUCGCAGAACAAUCAUCCAGCCUCUGCAACGUUAUGGCAAAACCAGGCCAGGAGCUUCACAACACGGCAGCGUGGAAGUCAGCGCUUCCCAUCCACUGCAAAGCAAACAGCGGUUUGUCCUGCGAGGCUGCCUCUGUGCCAUGACCUUCCACUACCAGUGGGUCUCUCAGCUGGAAAGCCUCUCUCAGAGGGACACGUUUGCAGCUAGUUCAGGACCCAUACAUUGAAGGCAUAUCUGUGGAAAUACCUGCUAUUAGGCUGAGACUCUGGUCCACUUAACAGCCUACUCUGGCACAGUGAACCCUCCCUAGAGGCAUUGUGAAGUAUCUCUGGGAGGUCUGGACAAUUAGGGGGUCUCCUUACUGCCCCAGUCAUGUGAAUUUGCAAGCCUGGAGGUUUUUCAGCUGAGACACAUCUCCACCCUGGCUCCUCUUGGGCGCUAGAAGAUCUUCUGCCACGGGCCCUCCCCAGCACUGUCAGAGCCUGAUAAGCAUCCCUUGGAGCCCAAGGACCCGGAGUCCCUGCUGAUGGCCAGGAAGAUCUCUGUGCAGACCUGCUGGUAGAGCAAGAGCCAGGCUACAGAGCUGCGAGAGCAGCUUCUCUUCUGUACAGAUUUGAUGUCAGUGCCAUCUUGAGAACCACAACCCACAGGUUCCAAUCACCAGCGCCCAGAAUCCCAGAUUCGGUGAGGUUGGCAGCUGCCUCUGGAGAUGGUCCAGUCCAACUGUCCUGCUCGGAGCAGAGUCAACCAGAGCUGGUUGAUGAUGAAGGAAAUGAAAAGGCAGCAGUGCAGGAAACCAGGACGCUGCCCAGGCCAUUAGCGGAGAUGGUUUGCGUUGCUCAUGAGCUUGUCAGGAAAUUACUGCUCCGGAAAGCGUGCCUCUGGGCCCGAGGCAGGGCCGGGCUGCUAUAAAAGGCAGCCCAGCUCUCUGCUCUCUCAUCCACUUCUCUCGCCUCCUGCUCCUUGGGAUCCAGGUCACCUCCAUCCCGAAGCCAUGUCCUGCUGCAGCCCCUGCCAGCCCUGCGGCCCGACCCCGCUGGCCAACAGCUGCACUGAGCCCUGCUGCAGGCAGUGCCAGGACUCCAACAUCAUCAUCCAGCCCUCUGCUGUGGUGGUGACCCUGCCCGGCCCCAUCCUCAGCUCCUUCCCUCAGAACACCGUUGUGGGCUCCUCCACCUCCGCCGCCGCUGGCAGCAUCCUCAGCAGCCAGGGAGUGCCCAUCUCCUCCGGGGGCUUUGACCUCUCCUGCAUCACCAGCCGCUACUGUGGCAGCAGAUGCCCCUGCUAAAGCUGCCGGCACCCUCCUUGGCCAAGAACCUUCAAGGCCUCGCAACAUGGUGCCGGGCACGAGACUGAGCUUCAGGGCUCUGCUCUCCUCUCUCUCUUUCCUUUGCUGUUGACUUUCCCCUUCUCCCAAGGCCAGCUCUUGCUGGCUGCCCCUGGUGCUCUCUCUGAGACACCCCCUUCUCAUCUUU